UCCACGAUGGCAUUGGAGGUUUGCCGUAAAGAAGGGGAGCUGCACCGCGUUCGGAUCUGAUUCUUUACAGACGGACCGUGGGAGAAGCCGAGAAGGGGGCGAAAAGGCGGCGGCGGCCAUGGCAACUCCCGAUCCCGAUAAACUCAUGGCCAAGGCCGACAAAUUAACAAAACUCAGUUUUACAAGAUGGACUGCUGAUUGGAAGAACGCUACCUCAUUGUAUGAGCAAGCAGCUAUUGGCUACAGAUUCAGGAAAGAUAAUGAGAAAGCAAAAGAAGCUUUUGAGAAGGCUUCCAAGGGUCAAGAAAUGAUUUCUUCCCCUUGGGAUGCUGCAAAACAUAUGGAAUCUGCUGCUGCUCUAGCAAAAGAGCUUGGUCACUGGAAUGAAGUUUCUGACUUCUACAGAAGGGCAUCUGAGUUAUACAGAGAAUGUGGACGAUCACAGCCUGCAUCAGAUGCUCUAGCAAAGGGUGCUAGUGCCUUGGAAGAUGUGGUCCCUGAUGAAGCUGUUCGGUUGUACAUGGAUGCUUGUGUUAUUCUGGAGGAAGAUGGAAGGGAGCAAAUGGCUUUUGAUUUAUAUCGUGCUGCCACAAGUGUUUAUGUUAAACUUGAAAGGUAUGCUGAUGCUGCAACAUUUCUUCUAAGAUGGGGCAUAGCUGCUGAUAAGUGUCAUGCUGUCAACAGUCAGUGCAAGGCUUAUCUGAGUGCAAUUAUCAUAUACCUCUAUAUGCAUGAUUUCCAGCAAGCUCAGAAGUGCUACAAUGAUUGUUCUCAAAUCGGGGCAUUUCUUAGUAGUGACCAGAGUCGUUGUGCAAGCAAAUUGUUUUCUGCUUAUGAAGAAGGUGAUGUUGAAGAAAUUAAACGUGUUGCUCAGUCAAGUCCCAUUACACAGCUUGAUCAUGUGAUAAUCAGGCUUGCAAGGAAAUUGCCUACUGGGGAUCUGAAAGAGCUUAAUAAAGAAGAGGCCGAGGAAGAAGUUUUAGAUGAAAAUGAUCUCACAUGAAGUAUGGGGUGUCUUAUAGGUGCAAAUGAUGAUCAAAACUGGAGUGCAUGAAUGUUUUAAGAAUUUGAUGGUUCAGGCAUGUCAUGAUCCUGCUACUUAAAAAUUUGCUGGUAAUUUUGGGUGUGUAAACUUUCACAUGCCAACAUUUCAUUGUGCUGCUUGUAUAUUUUGAGUAAGUGCAUGUUAUAUACACUCCCUUUCAGAUGACCA
Molecule: messenger RNA, 1213 nt
Organism: Musa acuminata AAA Group (dessert banana)
Lineage: Eukaryota; Viridiplantae; Streptophyta; Magnoliopsida; Zingiberales; Musaceae
Product: gamma-soluble NSF attachment protein
Exons: 9
Coding region: 119-1003 (294 amino acids)
Biological process (GO): intracellular protein transport
Cellular component (GO): SNARE complex; vacuolar membrane
Molecular function (GO): soluble NSF attachment protein activity; syntaxin binding
Source: RefSeq, a predicted model, not a curated record